Phlebotomus argentipes is the source of this 786-nucleotide messenger RNA. Its product is annotated as juvenile hormone acid O-methyltransferase-like. The transcript is spliced from 2 exons. Lineage: Eukaryota; Metazoa; Arthropoda; Insecta; Diptera; Psychodidae. The record is from RefSeq and is a predicted model, not a curated record. The coding region runs from base 1 to 786 and encodes 261 amino acids.
AUGAUUCAGAAGAUUCUGGAGGGAUUUUUCCAGCGUCUGAAGUGGCGCGGCGAUGAGAGAGUCAUGGACAUUGGGUGUGGCAUUGGUGAUGUGACGCGCCGAUGCUUUCUUCCUCUGCUUCCGGACAAUUUCCAGAGACUUGUCUGCGCGGAUUUCUCGCCAGUGAUGCUGGAAGCUGCGAAACUGGAAUUCCGCGGCAUCGAUCGAGUGGAUUUCCUCCAAAUGGACAUCGGAAAGAACGUGGAAGAUUCACUGAAGGAAACCUUCGACAGGAUCUUUUCCAGUCUUAGCUUAAUGUAUGUCCAGGAUCAGAUGCAAGUCUUCAAGAAUGUUUUUGAUCUUCUCACGCCUGGAGGAGAUUGCCUGAUUAUCAUCCUAAGAAAUGGAGCGAUUUUUGAGACAGCAUUUCAGCUUUCAGAGACGCUAAAGUGGAAAGACAGACUGAAGCACUACAGAGAAGUGUUUGUCUUUCCCUAUCGCGAAGAUCCCGAUCCUAUGGCGACUCUGAAGAACCUCCUGAAAUCCGUGGGAUUCCAGGAUAUUUCCGUGAAGAAGGAAGACUACAAUCAUGUUUAUCCAUCAACUGAAAUCUUCAGAGAGACGCUGAAAUGCUGUCCAAGCUUCCCAAACAACUUGUCAGAGGACGAAAAGGAUGAUCUUCUGGACGAUCAAGUUGAUCUUGGAACCUCUUUCAACAUCAUACAACCUUUUAGAGACGAAAGCAAGCCAAUGAAAGAAAUUCCUUUUCAAAAUCUCAUCAUUUACGCCAGGAAACCAGAAGCUUAA